Molecule: messenger RNA, 12423 nt
Organism: Loxodonta africana (African savanna elephant)
Lineage: Eukaryota; Metazoa; Chordata; Mammalia; Proboscidea; Elephantidae
Gene: BORCS5
Product: BLOC-1 related complex subunit 5
Exons: 4
Coding region: 151-741 (196 amino acids)
Biological process (GO): positive regulation of anterograde synaptic vesicle transport; organelle transport along microtubule; lysosome localization
Cellular component (GO): cytoplasmic side of lysosomal membrane; BORC complex; synaptic vesicle membrane
Source: RefSeq, a predicted model, not a curated record
UGGACGCGUCGCGCUCACACACUGUCCCUGCCGCGGCGCCAACACUGCCCAGCCUCCCCGUCUCGGUCCCCGGCCCCUGCCCUGUCGCCCCGCAGCCAGAGCGGUGACCGCCCGCCCCGCCUUUCCUCCGUUGCCACCGCUGCCGGCACCAUGGGCAGUGAGCAGAGCUCCGAGGCCGAGAGCAGACCCAACGAUCUGAACUCCUCAGUGACCCCUUCUCCAGCUAAGCAUAGAGCCAAGAUGGAUGAUAUUGUGGUCGUAGCUCAGGGCUCCCAGGCGUCACGGAACGUCAGCAACGAUCCAGAUGUCAUCAAGUUGCAAGAGAUUCCAACCUUCCAGCCACUUUUGAAAGGGCUGUUGAGUGGUCAGACUUCCCCAACAAAUACCAAAUUGGAGAAAUUGGAUUCUCAGCAGGUGUUGCAGCUCUGCUUGCGAUACCAAGACCACCUGCAUCAGUGUGCGGAGGCUGUUGCUUUUGAUCAGAAUGCUUUGGUUAAACGAAUCAAAGAGAUGGAUCUGUUUGUAGAAACCCUCUUUAGCUUCAUGCAGGAGCGCCAGAAAAGAUAUGCCAAAUAUGCGGAGCAGAUCCAGAAGGUCAACGAGAUGUCUGCCAUCCUCCGCCGCAUACAGAUGGGCAUUGACCAGACUGUGCCCCUGAUGGAAAGGCUCAACAGCAUGCUGCCCGAGAGUGAGAGGCUGGAGCCCUUUAGCAUGAAACCAGACCGAGAGCUCAAGCUAUAGAGCUGCUUCUGCCAUCCUGCCAGGCUGCUGUUCUGUGGGACAAAGCCUGGCACCAUCACCACUACCUUGAGGAUAUUUGGAACCAAAGUCAUGAGAUAUGACCAGGAUUUGAAGCUGGUUGGAGGUUUUGGUACUCCCUGAAGUGGACGUGAAGCAGUCUGCUGGCCUGGAAAUCAGACUUUGUCCUACCAAUUUCCUUGAUGUAUUUUCCUUAUGUGAAAUGAACUAAGCUAAUUCUCACUGAUAACCGAAGUUGGAACAUUUGAAUCAUUAGGAAUUCUUUACGAACUCAGCACUGGGAAUUUUUUUUUUUUUUAAUUGAGAGCGUAUAAUCUAGUCUAGCUAGCUGAAAGAAAACAUGGACAGAAGGGGAGAAUUAUUUUAAGAAGCUCUGUGUAGCCUUGAUGCCUUCAUGAAAUUUUACUCACUAGCCUCUCCAGCUAUAGGUAAUAAACAUAAAGAACUAAUUUAACCUAGUAUGUGUGUUGUUACUAUUCCACCCUUGACUAGUUACAUCACAGCAGGUCUUUAUCCAGGGCACCCGCUUCCUGCCCUGAUGAAAAAUACGUUUGUGUGCCAGGUGAUGGUGUCCCUUGUAUGUUGUCAUCAGGAGACUGAAGACUUCUUUCCACUCCCUCAGCUGGUUCAUCUCCCAGGGUAACUGCAUUCCUCAAUGCAGACAUAGCUUUAGGUUUCUUCUUAUUACAUCAACACCGGCAGGACUCCAAUUUUUGUAGCAAGCUUUUAACCAGCAUUUGUUUUUUUGGUGGCGUAGUGGUUAAGUGCUGUGGCUGCUAAACAAAGGGUCGGCAUUUCGAAUCUGCCAGGUGCUCCCUGGAAACCCUAUGGGGCAGUUCUACUCUGUCCUAUAGGGUCGCUAUGAGUCAGAAUCGACGGCCCUGGGUUGGGAGUCUAGUAAAUGUGUGAUACAUUUAGGCUUUGACAGCUGACCAUAGAGAGAGAGCACUCAUUCAGCAGACAUGUAUUGUGCCAUUUGAUGUGCCAGGCAUUGUGCUGGAGAUACAAACAUAGCUGUAUAGCCCCCGCCUUCUUUUCUGAAGAGCAAACACUCAAAACGCUGCUGGAUUGCUGUGGGAGUUUAGGAAAUGAAGCAAUUUGAGUGACUACACAAGCACUCAGUGCAGUACUUUUCACAUCAUAGAUGCUCUAAAGGAAGAUUGGACUGGACGCCAAAAAAAAAAAAAUGGAAUGUAGGGAACUGAUCUAGGGAGGUGAAUUGAGACUGAGAGCUGGGAUGAAGGGAGGUUGCUGAGGCCAAGAUAUAUAGGCCGCUGCCUUGCUGCCUUUAUUCCUCCAAAACUCAGAUGUUUUGUAGACGUCAAAAGCAGCCUUCAGUGUGUUCAUAAGGUUAAAACUGAUCCCGUGUAAUUUAGCAUAUCUCGACUAAACUCUAUCUGAUUCCAACCUUGGAUUUUCAUCAGAUACUCUCGGAGGGUUCUUAGAAUAAAAUGUAUGACAUGCAAUAGCUGGAUGACAGAAGCAGCGUGAACAUUCCAAGCUAAAUGGAAAAUUUUUUUUAAAUUCAGAUAUAGAAAAAUUAGCAGCAGCUUACAGGACUUUGUAAAGACCAAAACAGUCAAGAUUGUUCAUUCCUUCUGAGCUAGAAAGACAAGUUGGACACCAGAGCCAAGGAAAGAGGCCCAAGGGAGCAUCUGCCCUUUUCAGAGGGUGACCUUCAGAGCCCAUCUCUGCCUUUUUCUGGGAAUUGAUCCCUUUCCUUUUAGGUUGCAGGAGGAAGGUGGGGGUAGAGAGAGUCAUCCAGCCUGAGGAGAUCCAGGUGGUCAGAGGGAGCCAGGGAAAGGUCAGAAGCAAUGAGGUGGGCUUGGGGAGCUGUGCCUUGAACCUAUAUUGGGCCACAUAGGUGAAAGAAGUCUUUAUAAUGCCUUCUGAUGGUCAAGAUUUUAUUGGGCUUUAAACCAUUUCUAGAGCAAUUCAUUAGAGAAUGUACAUCAAGAAAAAUGUCCUGUAACCUAGAAACCUAUUACAUAGCUGAGGUUGUUCUAGGAAAUGUCACGGGAGGGGAAGCUGUACCAUUUACUGAAUACAUCAUUCCCCUGCUAAUUUGCAAUACCCCUUCAAUCACUUGGAAACCCUGGUGGCGUAGUGGUUAAGUGCUACGGCUGCUAACCAAAGGGUCAGCAGCUUGAAUCCGCCAGGUGCUCCUUGGAAACUCUAUGGGGCAGUUCUACUCUGUCCUAUAGGGUCGCUAGGAGUUGGAAUCAGCUCAACGCCACUGGGUUUGGCUUGGUUUGGUUUGGUUUUUCAAUCACUUAAAUCAAUUAAAUUUCCAUGUAAUUGAGGAUCUAGUUCUGGAUCAUAUUCUAAUCCACUGAACGUUCUCUCCAUGCUAUUUCAUACUGCUUUUUAAAAAUAGCUUUUAGUAUUAUAAUCUCACAGUGCAUUUUAAUAUCUGAUAUGGCUAGAUUAGGUCCCCCUACCAUCAUUACUAUUUUUUUCCUUUUUUAUUUCAAACUGGCAAAAAACAUUGAAAGACUAAUACAAUGAAUAUUUGUAUUCCUUUAGGAAGUGGCAUUUUUAAGCAUCCCCAUCAUUGUCCUGUUUUGAGUUCCUGGAGUAUCAGGACCCAGCCCUGAACACAGGAACAUCUCAGUAGCCUUCAAAGAACAAAGGACUGAUUGUAGAACCAUAAAAAUAGCCCAGGACUCAGAUGCUAUUAUCUUCACUGCACUUAAUAUGGUUUACAAAUAAAACCACACAGUGGGCUGCAAACUAAGACUACAUGGGCUGGGCUUUCUCACUGGGUUUCAACAGUUAAUGGUCUGAGUAUGGUAGGAAAGUAGACCAAGCAUGGCAUUAAAAAAAUUCUCAGCCAGCUAGCUCUCCAUCCAACCCUUUUUCUUUGUGUAAAGAAUUUGGACAAAACAUGGUAUUAACUUAGAUUUGUGUCCUAAGUAGAUAGAAGCAGAGAAGUAAGAACAAUAGACAAAUUCAGUACUUUCAGAAAGAAUUCUAGUUAAUGUCUGUGAUGUGUGGAGGUUUUGCAAUAUGUCAGCUUGGCUAAGCUGAACUGUACUUCCCAGAAUUCCCUUCCCUGUUUGUUUCUGGUUAGGGAUGGCCACAAGAGAAAUUUGCAUGAGAUUUGGAAGUGGAAGUAAAGCAGUAACCAUGCUUAUUCACUGAAAGUCAUGUAGGUCAGACCCUCUUGCAUCACACAGGUUUUCACGCACCUGCUGCACCUUUGGCCUGGGCAGCAGCUGGGCCCACAGCUCCUACGGAUCUCUUCCUUCAGCUUCUCCAAAUCCCAGGCCAGUUACGGGUACUAGCUUCUCCUUCAGGUCAUCUAUGUGAGCAAGGAUGAAGGCUUAGACAUGAGGACAGGCCAAUAUGGGUUCUGGUGAAGAACAGAUGCAGGUACCAGCUUGUUGCCUACAGGUUCUGGUGUCCUUGCCCUCCCCUAUUGCAUAUCCACACUCCUUCCCAGCUGCCUGCACUGUGACUCAGGACUUCGAACUGGUUCAUUCUGGUACUGGUAUAUAAAAUCGCUUAAGGUCAAAUUCCUUUAAGCACUUAUUCUACAUCUUUCCUAGUGGUUCUGCUCUGAUGGAACCCUGCCUGGUAACAGUGUUACCAGUCCUUUCCCACGUCAAUAUUUUACGUCUUCCUGACAGAAUCUGAGUGAUUGGAUAUAUCAGGAGAGAGUUAUGCUGCAUCUCUUUGUUGGUUAGUACCAGAUGAACUAUAAGGGGUGUAAGGGGCAGACAAAGAGCCCUGGCUGGACAUUUCUACUCAUGAUCUUUGGUGAAUGCGAGGGCUGGUCUGGAUGGGCUCUCGAUCUCAUUCUGCGAUUCUGAUACUGGAUUCCUCAGCAACCACAAGGAGCAUCUUUACCUGUUGUCUCACAGCGGUGGCUCUAGGUCUUGGUUGUGACUUUAAAUUCUGAGCUCCUGAGAGAGCUUUGUUCUUUUUGUUUCUUAUAAAUUUCACAGGUGUCCAGUGGCUUCCGCCCCUGAAGAACCUGUUCUGUUUAUCAGCCUAUCAAUCUAUCAACCUAUAUUUAUGAACACUCAAAUAGAUCCCUAUCCUGCAUCCUGCAGUAUCCUUGUUUUACUAGCUGAAGUGGAAGGUUGCUAGAAGCUGGACUUCACCUCUUGUAUUAUGUGCAUAUAAAUUUACAAUAAAAAAUUGUGGGGGUUAAGAGCAAGAUAUAGAUUUCAUGAGUGCCUUUAUAAUUUAUAGAUUCCAUGUCUUGUUUCCCUCAAAGUUUUAUCUGUUGGUAACUUUUAUACAUAGUGUCUCUCCAGCUUCUCAGUUGAUAAACUCCUCAGAAUAUGAAAUUUUACUUUGAAGCUAGGUACCUACCCAGUGUUCACUGCACGAGCAAAUAUCUGAUGAAAUCUGUUUUGACAACUCCAUAUUCUGAGAUGGAAAACCAAAAGGGAAGAACACGCUCGGUGUUUCUCAAGCUGAAAGAACUGAAGAAAAAAUUCAAGUCUGGAGUUGGAAUAGUGAAGGAUUCUGUGGGGAAAAUACUAAACAACACAGGAAGCAUCAAAAGAAGUUGGAAGAAAUACACAGUCAUUAUACCAAAAAGAAUUAGUCAAUGUUCAACCAUUUCAAGAGGUAGCGUAUGAUCAGGAACCGAUGGUACUGAAGGAAGAAGUCCAAGCUGCUCUGAAAAAAAAAAAAAAAUGCUCUGAAGGCCUUGGCAAAACACAAGGCUCCAGGAAUUGGCGGAAUAUCAAUUGAGAUGUUUCAACAAAUGGAUGCAGCGCUGGAGGUGCUCACUCGUCUAUGCCAAGAAAUAUGGCAGACAGCUUCCUGGCCAACUGACUGGAAGAGAUCCAUAUUUAUGCCUAUGCUCAAGAAAGGCGAUCCAACCGAAUGUGGAAAUUAUAGAACAAUAUCAUCAAUAUCACACGGAAGCAAAAUUUUGCUGAAGAUCAUUCAAAAACGGCUGUGGCAGUAUAUCGACAAGGAACUUCCAGAAAUUCAGGCCAGAUUCAGAAGAAGACGUGGAACAAGGGAUACCAUUGCUGAUGUCAGAUGGAUCCUGGCUGAAGGCAGAGAAUACCAGAAGGAUGUUUACCUGUGUUUUAUUGACUAUGCAAAGGCAUUCAACUGUGUGGAUCAUAACAAAUUAUGGAUAACAUUGCAAAGAAUGGGAAUUCCAGAACACGUAAUUGUGCUCAUGAGGAACCUUUACAUAGAUCAAGAGGCAGUUGUUUGGACAGAACAAGGGGAUACUGGUUUGUUUAAAGUCAGGAAAGGCGUGCGUCAGGGUUGUAUUCUUUCACCAUACCUAUCCAGGCUGUAUGCUGAGCAAAUAAUACGAGAAGCUGGACUAUAUGAAGAAGAACGGGGCAUCAGGAUUGAAGAAAAACUCAUUAACAACCUGCGUUAUUGUAGAUGACACAACCUUGCUUGCUGAAAGUGAAGAGGACCUGAAGCACUUACUAAUGAAGAUCAAAGACCACAGCCUUCAGUAUGGAUUGCACCUCAACGUAAAGAAAACAGAAAUCCUCACGACUGGACCAAUGAGCAACAUCACGAUAAACGGAGAAAAGAUUGAAGUUGACAAGGAUUUCAUUUUACUUGAAUCCACAAUCAAUAGCCAUGGGAGCAGCAGUCAAGAAAUCAAAAGACGCAUUGCUUUGGGUAAAUCUGCUGCAAAGGACCUCUUUAAAGUGUGGAAGAGCAAAGAUGUCACCUUGAAGACUAAGGUGCACCUGACCCAAGUCGUGGUAUUUUCAGUCGCAUCGUAUGCAUGUGAAAGCUGGACAAUGAAUAAGGAAGACCCAAGAAGAAUUGACGCCUUUGAAUUGUGGUGGCAAAGAAUAUUGAAUAUACCAUGGACUGCCAAAAGAACGAACAAAUCUGUCUUAGAAGAAGUACAGCCAGAAUGCUCCUUAGAAGCAAGGAUGGUGAGACUGUGUCUUACAUACUUUGGACAUGUUGUGAGGAGGGAUCUGUUCCUGGAGAAGGACAUCAUACUUGGCAGAUUACAGGGUCAGCAGAAAAGAGGAAGACCCUCAAAGAGGUGGAUUGACACAGUGGCUGCAACAGUGAGCUCAAGCGUAACGAUUGUAAGGAUGGCACAGAGCCAGGCAGUGUUUCGUUCUGUUGUGCAUAGGGUCGCUAUGAGUCGGAACCCACUAGACGGCACCUAACAACAACAACAACAUAUUCUGAGAUGGAGCUCUGGUGGCGCAGUGGUUAAGAGCUCAGGCUGCUAAUCAAAAGGUCAGCCGUUUGAAUCCACUGGCUUCUCCUUGUAAACCCUGUAGAGCAGUUCUACUCUGUACUGUGGGGUUGCUAUGAGUCAGAAUCGAUGGCAACAGUUUUUUUUUUUUUUUUUUUAAUACUCUGACCUGAGAUACAGGAGUGCACUAAAGAAAUGAAUACCUUUUUUGGUGUAGUAAUUUCUGGGCAUUCUUUGCUUUUUCCUUAGACACAGGGUAACUUUGUUACCCGUACAUUAUAGGUGUUACAACCACAUUGUUUCCACUGACUAAUGGUCCUGGGGAGCUGAUAUGUGCCAUUUUUCUUUUGUGUUGAUUGGUAGAAUUUAUUUAGCUUUACCAUUUCCCCUAGUAAGGCUCAAGACAGAACCAAGAACCUUCAGAAAUGACAGCUGUGAGCAAACAUGUAUUAAAAUUCAAGUGUAAUUGGAAACUGUCUUUCUGAUUUGUUUUCACCUCAGCCGGACUCAAAUAUAUAGUACUCAGUAGUACUGUAUGUACAAAAUGUUGAUACCAAAGAUGGGGGUGGGAGAGUGAGAAGUGAGCAUUUUUUGUCCUGUGGACUUUCUAGGGUAAACUUUUCUUGAGAGAACGAUUUUGCUUCCCCUUCCCUCACCCUGACCUUCAUUCCUCUAAGGACUACAGAGGGCCCAGAGGAGGUAGCCGUGUUGUUCACAAACAGCCUCUGCUUUUGGAGGUAACCUCCAUGACCUUCAUAGCUCAGGCCUUGUCUGAACUUCCUGUCGGUUCGUGGUGCCAGUGUGGUGGCCCUGACCCCUGCUGGAUCAGGCUCCUUCCUGUGAUCAGAGAGCUUCUGUUAACUGUAGGUUUCAUUUUGCUUCUUGAAAUCUGUUUUUGUCCCAUUCCCAAGCUUUCAUGAUGCUCUGGUCCUGUCAGCUUGUCCCUGGGCUGGUAUAAAAUGCUGGUCUCAGUGCCUACCCAUCUCUGCACACCUCAGCUUGAAGUCUGUGGCAGUGCCAAGAUCUCUUGCUGGAUUUGAUGUGCUCUGAAGCCGUGCCAGAUGCUGUUUUAAGUUGGGUCAGAGAGAGAACCAGAGGUAUGGUAUUACUCAACACUCUUCAUUUAAACUAUUAUCUACUCAGCAAAGAGGUCCCUAGCUGUUUGGCCCAGACAACACUUCAAAUUGUGGUAUGCACUUACAUAGAAUAAAACUGAUUGUUUUAAAAUAUGCUAUAAUUAGACUGCCUGUCCCUAUUGGACCUAAUUAAGUUUCCCUGUUGUAUUAUUGUGUUUCUGAAGGAUAGUGUCAAGAUUUAUGAAAUGGUGUUUGGGAAAUGUUUGGAUGAAGAUGUGAUAGAAUCAUUCAAUGUUCAAGAAUGGAAAAUGCCCAGAUCUAGAGGAUGGCUUAUAUCAAGAUUAGUUCAUGGUGCGAAGAUAUUAAGUGUAGCUUCUAUCUUGUAAAAUUAUACUUUAUGGGGAUACAAGUGACUGUUCUAAUUUGGAAAGGAUGCCUGGUGGCAUGGACACUCCUGAGUAAAGGAGCUCCGCUUGGAUCCUGAAGUGUGAGACUCCAUUUUCCUCCAUUCCAUAGACAAACACACUCAGAGGAGGAAGUCCCUGCUCACCAGAUUAGAAAGACACAGCUGCAUCUGACAGAGGUGUAGGAACAGUAUAUACUCAAUGUAAGUUUCCUUUUCUUUAAACUAAAAUUCUUAUUUUUCCAGUGAGACUCAAAUAUCAAGAGCAUGAUCUUCACCCACAGAAAGGAGUGUGAGCAAGCUUGCAGCAAACAUGUCAUCCUAAUCACUGUUGCUGAGGAAGAGGGCUUGCUUUAUUCUUUAAGCCCAUCUCUUGACAAAUCUCCCUUUGCACACCUCUACUCCCUUGGAUCUGGGGGUCCAAGGUGAUGCCAAGGUCCACUCCUGGGAGGGAAUAGAAGAGUUGGCGUUAAGUCUGUGCGGAUGGGCGUCUCCAUGCACCGUCCUUACCUGUCUGCUCUUGAGUUGACGUAAGGCUCAACUGGGAUCCUAUAUGCUCGUAAGCACUAAAUCCAGGUAGUAGUAUUAAUGGCACAAUAGGACUGUUAUCAUUUAGUAGGGUGAAAGGCAGGUUUCCUUCUAUCCUGCCGAACAAUUUUGCUACUUGACCUUCAACAAAUGGAGCAAGUGUUGGUCCUAAUCAUACCGCCUUCGAUCCAAGAAGGCAAUAGUUUAUAGAGCGGAAGGCCAGCUACUGCCUGUAUCAAAAAGCUGAAAGGACAAAGCUACCUCCACGAAUGUGGAAUUCUCUGACAUCCGAAGACUGGUGACUGUAUCCUGUCCAUCCCAUAAUCUUUGGCACAUACAGCUCAGGAAAUCUUAAGCCUAAAAACUUAUUCUUGGCUUAUGCUUUGAUUAAACUUCUGCCAUCUUGCCUGUUAAGGCUUUACUCAGUAGUGAACUUUCCCUUAUGAUAUCCUCCAUGAUGGUGGAAAAAAGAGAAAAUGGGUAAUUGGUUUUAAGUCCCUUAGUUCUACCCAGGCAGUAUAAAAUUAAUUUAUAAUAAGUUCUUAGGCUUCUGACAACACAAGGCAGGUACUUUGCAUUCAGAUGUCAUGGUUACAGAGGGGAAUGGAAACCAGAUCACUGCGUCAUUCACAUGCUUCCAUCAAAACCUGAAAUGUGUAGAUUUAGUUGCUUACUAGAAUAACCAGUAUCCAGUGUGGUGUGUAGGUGUGCAUCCAUUGCUCUUAGGACUUUUUUCAGGGUCACCGUUGUCAAAAACCUGAUGGAAUUUACUGAUGACUCAAUUUUUCUUCAUCAAUCAAGGUCCCUUCUUACUGCUACUUAGUAAGACAUGACUUAUGCUAAAAGCUUUUGUGAACGGGGUACUUUUAAUCCAGUCUUUGAAACUGUGAUUAAUUCCCUGACCAGAAAGAACCAAGACCACAGUUGAACCAACCCUCUCCAAGUUAUCUUUGUUUGCCUGCAACGCUGCUUCUACAAGGUCACGUUCUGUGUUUGCUGUGGGACGUUCAGCUGAUCCUAGGGUUCUAGCUGAAACUAAAGGAGUGAAACUUCUGUUUUUACAUAAAUGCAACUUGAUGUCUAUGCAUAUAAACUGCAACAAUACGAUCAACUUGUGAACAUCUUUAAGACUGUGCUGUAGUUUUUCGGUUGGUUUCACAAUACUUUAAAGAUACAACCAAGUAUAAUUAUGCUGUUCAAGGAUGAAUGAGAUUCCAAAAGCUAGAAAUAGCUUACUUCCCUCUUCCACUUACAGAUAGAAAAGGGAAGGUGAUACUCAGAAAAAAGCACCUAGACAAAUUUUAAAACAUCCCGGCUUAGUGCCAUAAAAAAACAAAACCAGUAUUUAAAAUAACAGUGAAGGGUUUGAGGUAGAAAGUUUUUGGAUUUUUACUCCCAGCAUACAGGCCAUAUGCUUCACGUAUCUUUCUUUGGACAUCCAGGGUGCACUCCAAUUUUGCCUGACUUUCUUUCACAUCUCAAAAAUCCACACCUUCCCUUAUUUCCCUAGUCCAAGCCUUGGUCUGAUCUAGUCUUCUAAAGUCAGCCUACUCAGGCUGGUCUUUAAGGGCUCCAAAAUUUGUCUACUUUUAAGUAGCUAACUAUCUUGACCCCCAGGCCUUCCUGAAACCCACACUGUGCACCUCAUCCAAAGCCUCCCACUGAAACACAUCACCUGUUCUGUCCCACUCCCACCUCUGUUCUUCUGCAGGAUCCUUGCGCCAAGAUGGCUGUCUCCUAGUACUAGCUUGCCCAGUCCAAUCCUUCUUGCUUUUAAAUUUUCAUACAUCUAACUUCAAGUCAGAAGCCUUUCACAGCCAACUUAAAUGAAGUCAACUGUGAUACUCUUUAUAUUCAUUACUGCAUUUGCUUGCACUGAAGGUAAAUACUUCAUUCCUUUAAUACAUAAUUCUUUAUUAAUGAACUGAUGAAAUUAAGCUUCUCUGAGGUAAAGCCCACACGUAUCAACAUAAGUCAUCAUGUCCAGUGUCAUUUAUAAGCAGAGAGGUCAUUAGGAUGUACAUGGCAAGGAUGGUUAACUAUUCCUCCUUAGUUCUUCCUACCAGGAUUGCCAGGUCAUUUACAUAUUACAUUAGAGAGUGCGAGUGCAUAUCUGAUCUUUCUUUCUACCCUGUACUUACGUGCUCCGGGGUCAUAAAAUAUUUACGAAGUGCUUUAAAUUUCUACCCUGUAGCGGUCAUUCAGUAUAGAAUUUAAGAAUGAAGCUGACACUAAACUGUUGACUAAUGCUCCAGUGUUUCAUGUGAACGAGAUAGGGCACAUAUUUGAUGACACCACCACUUUAUUUUGGGCUAAAUCCUCAUUUACAUGAGACUAGGGGAACAGGUUCCACGACUGCCUCCUUUGGCAACUUGGACAUUACUGUUCCCAAGUUUCUAACUGCAAAGAGAGGUCCUUUCUCAUAUUUAUGUAUAAACAGGUACCAGUUUUGAUUUUAUUUCAUCAUAUUAACAUACAUGACACAUCAAAAUGAGAAAUGCACAAUUUACCAUUCAACAGCUUGCCUUACACCAAAAGAACACUAUUUUCAUCUUAAACAUUUAUACAGUCCUUCCACCUAACUUUACAAAUCUCCUACACUGUUUUCCAGCAUUUCUCACAUAGAAGUCUAGUUUUGCUCUUUAAAAUCACCAUCUGUAUCAUCCUAGUAGACUCCAGGGCUUCCCCUGUGAUUGCAUGCUGAGGAGGGCCAGCCACCAUGCUGCCCGCUGACACCCAAGCAGCAUCAAGGCUUGCCCCCGAGGCUGCCCCUUUGGCAGGGUAGUCUUGAUUCCAAGAAUUGAUUAUUUGACAUUAGCAAUCAAGAACUAAAGGUCGUAGUGUACGACUACAUCACAGUUAUAGGUAGGAAGGGGACCUUGGCCAAGAGAAACCCCAAAUGAUGAAAGGUAGAUUCCUGCUGAUAGAUCUCUUGUCGAAACCAAGUCCGCCAACCCUCCUGAAACAUAACAUUGGAGCUAUUGCUUUCAUUUCUUUAAAAAGUUUGACAGGUGUGACCAGACUCUGGAAGCAGUGAGCUGUUACACAUUUGGUGUGUUGUAUAAAUAACGCAUCAAAAAUGACUGUGUGAAACCAUGAGAAUGUCUGAUUACAUCAAAUAUUUAAAAUUUUAGCACAUGUAUAUAUAAAAACUAACUCAGAUGAUUUAACAGAAUUUUUUCAAUGUGUUAAAAAUGUACUCCCUGUGCAGUUUUCUACCUUCAUUUUAUGCCCAUAUCAUAGCACAUUAUUUGUGCGUAGCCAGUUAUGUCUGUGAAGCGCGUAAUUCUCAUGAUCAAGUUAGUCAGUUUUAAAUCAGGUCAUUCCAUGCUGGUUUUAGCCGUCACCACAGGAAACAUUAAGUCACAUCCUAGUCAAAGGACUGUCCAUUUCUCAAACAUCAAAAAACCUGAGAUAUGAGUCAGCAACUAGCUACACUUACAGUAAAGGAAAUAAUGACAACGACCACUCCCCCCCCCAAAAAAAAAAACAAA